UGUGACAUCCAGGAAAUGAGUGACUCCGCCGCCUUUAGGGCCGCGCUCAUGGAGGCCUGGAGGCGGGAGCCGGCCGGGGUGUCGCCGCCCCCGUCCCCCUAAGUGCCCGGCGGGGCGCUCGGCCGAAGCCGCCCGCGAGCCGCGGCCUCCGGGCCCUGGGGACCCGCGCGCGCAGCCCGGCUGGCGCGGUCCCUGCCGCGAGCCGGAGCGGGACGAAGGCCAGCGCACGUUCCAGCCAUGGCUCUGGGGCUCUUCCGGGUGUGUCUGGUGGUGGUGACGGCCAUCAUCAACCACCCGCUGCUGUUCCCGCGGGAGAACGCCACGGUCCCCGAGAGCGAGGAGGAGAUCAUCCGCAAGAUGCAGGCGCACCAGGAGAAGAUGCAGCUGGAGCAGCUCCGCCUGGAAGAGGAGGUGGCCUGGCUGGCGGCCGAGAGGGAGGCCCUGGAGCAGGUGGCCGACGAAGGCCAGCAGCAGAACGAGACCCGCACGGCCUGGGACCUGUGGAGCACCCUCUGCAUGAUCCUCUUCCUGGUGAUCGAGGUGUGGCGGCAGGACCACCAGGAUGGGCCUUCCGCGGACUGCCUGGGCGGGGAAGAGGACGAGCUGCCCGGCCUGGAGGGCGCCCCGCUCCGGGGCCUCACCCUGCCCAACAAGGCGACGCUCCAGCACUUCUACGAGCACUGCAUCCGGGGCGCCACGGCCGACGCGGCCCGCACCCGGGAGCUCGUGGAAGGCUUCGUGGAUGACUUGCUGGAGGCCCUGAGGAGCCUCUGCAGCCGGGACACGGACUUGGAGGUGGAGGACUUCAUUGGCGUGGACAGCAUGUAUGAGAACUGGCAGGUGGACAGGCCGCUGCUGUGCGACCUCUUUGUGCCCUUCGUGCCCCCCGAGCCCUACCACUUCCGCCCGGAGCUCUGCUGCUCCCGCCGCUCCGUGCCCUUGGACCGCCAGGGCUACGGCCAGGUCAGGGUGGUCCGGGCCGACGAGGACGUGCCGGGCUGCGUGUGCGGCAAGAGCACGCUGGGGGAGGACAUGCUGUGUCUCCUCCACGGCAGCCACAGCGCCGCACGGCCCGGCCGCGGGCUGGAGGCCCUGCUGUGCGCCGGGGACCCCCCGUACCUGGACACGGCGCAGGUCAUGAAGUGGUUCCAGACGGCCCUCACCAGAGCCUGGCACCGCAUCGCCCACAAAUACGAGUUCGACCUGGCCUUCGGUCGGCUGGACUCCCCGGGCUCCCUCAAGAUCAAGUUCCGCUCGGGGAAGUUCAUGCCCUUCAACCUGAUUCCCGUGAUCCAGUGUGACGACUCGGACCUGUACUUUGUGUCCCACCUGCCCAGGGAGCCCUGCGGGGAGACCCCGGCCUCCAGCACCGACUGGCUCCUGUCCUUUGCCGUCUACGAGCGACACUUCCUCCGGAUGACCUCGAAGGCACUGCCCGAUGGGGCCUGUCACCUCAGCUGCUUGCAGAUCGCCUCCUUCCUGCUGUGCAAGCAGAGCCGCCUGACCGGCCCCAGCGGCCUGGGCAACUACCACGUGAAGACCGCCCUGCUGCACCUCCUGCUGUCCCGGCGGCCGGCCGACUGGCAGGCGGGGCAGCUGGACGCCCGGCUGCGCGAGUUGCUCCGCUUCCUGGAGAAGAGCCUGCUGGAGAAGAAACUCCCUCACUUCUUCAUCGGCAACCGCAAGGUGCCCGAGGGCAUGGGACUCCCUGAGGCCGUGCGCAGGGCCGAGCCUCUCAACCUCUUCCGACCCUUCGUCCUGCAGCGAAGUCUCUACCGGAAGACAGUGGACUCCUUCUACGAGAUGCUCAAGAACGCCCCGGUGCUCAUUCGCGAGUAUUCCCUGCAUAUCCCCUCAGACCAGGCCAGCCCGCCCCACAAAGCUGUUGUCUUGUAGAGCAUCCAGGACCCAGGGGGCCAGGACGCGGGGCACCCCACAUAUCCACGCCUCGGGGGGCAUCUGCAGGCCCCGGCCCGGGAGAGCGACGGGUGCUGUGCGGUGCCCGGGCUCAGCCCACCAGGGAAGCCAGGCCCUGUGGCCCGCGGAGGAAACAGAAUUCCAAGCUGGAAAAGCUGGUUUGCUUUUACACCACUGGGGUCCUACUGGUGAGGUUAUUGUCUGGGUUUGGUUGAUCCUUUGCAGCUUACUUUUGGAUCACCACAAAUGGCCAAGAUGAUGACAAAAUCCUCUCUGGACGCUGAGCUAAAGACAACGCAAACAUUGAUGCGGGUGUAAUUUUUAUAUCCCAGGUCCAGGCUUUACUUAAAUAUCAACAGAGGAUCUGCAGGAAUGCUGACGGGGAUGCAUGUUAAGACCCUGCAGCCUGUUUCCAGUAAUCCUUGGCCCCAGGCAUCCGCGGCCAAGGCACCAGCAGGGACACUUGUGGGAAUUUGCAACCUUCCAUCCACAGCCUGCACAUUAGGGGUCCUUUCAAACUAUUUGUAGAAAAGACCUAGAAGAGAUUCAAGGCCCCAAGAGGCCAAUGUCUGUUGCACAGAAGUGGGUACUUGGUGGCAGAGGGAAGUUUCAGUCAGCCACUUUUUCAGCUCCGUGUCUCACUCAGGGUGCUCCCCCUUUCCCAUCCCUUACCCCAGUGUGCUGUGCCCUGAGCCCCAUAGGUACCUGUAUACCGUGCUGGGGACAAGCUCCACAGCCGGUCUCUGACCAUCCGUGUGGUGGGGGAGGGCGGAUCCCGGAGGUGGAAGCUGCAAGAGACACAGGGUGACUGGGGCCAAGGGUAGCACCUGUUCCCAGGGCGCUGAUGCGCAGUUCAGAGAAGAUGGCAGAGCUGAGGAGGGAGGGAGGGAGGGAGGGAUGCCACAGCCCUGAGUUUUCCUCGGCAGGGUCGCAGUCCUAGAACCAAGCAUGCCUGGAGGCAAGAGGAGACCCAGCUCCAUCCAUUGGCCCCAAGACCUAUUCACUGCAGUGGGGCACCCUCACGGCACAGAACCCCCCUUUCUGGAUGGGCUUUGCCAGCCACACCAGAUGACCAAGACCCGAAGAGACUUGGCCGACUGGAAACACGCAGGGAUAACUGCCGACCCAGCCCCCAGGCCCCAGAGAGGUCACCCCAGCACUGCUGGGGGCUGUGGUCACUGGGCAGGCGCCAGAGCCUGCGGUGGGAGCUGGCCCGUCUCCAGGCCUGGGUCAGGGGUUGGGAAGCCACUCCUCCUCCACUUCUGGCUUCGCUGGCCCUUUGGGAGUUUCUCCCAUGGUAGUGCCUCAGUAACCCUUGCAGCAAGCCAAGGGGGAGGCAAGAAGGAGCGCACCUGAACCAGCACCUGAGUUCCCCUCCAGGGUUUAAGCUGGCCAGGCCUGCCGAACAGCAGACCCCAUUCUGUGGGGGUGUCGGGCUCACCACAAGCUGCGGAGGAUUCUGUCCCUCACCCAGGGGUGCUCUCACCUGGCCCCAGUAGUUCCAGAAGAUGGAUGGUUUGCCUGGCAGGGUUCGCUUGGGGCAGGAGGCUCGGCUGUGAUGGGGCACUGAGGCCUGUAGGAACCCUUCCAUGUAAGCUGGAGUCGGACCACGCAGACCUGGGUCUGCUCUCCCCAGCGCCGGAGCAGGCAGCGUGGGGCCAGGAAGGGUGGUCAUGCCCACGUGGCCCCCAGCAGUAGCCCCAAGCCCCCAUUCAGUUGUGAUUUGUUUCCAGAAUCGGGGUGAAUGUCCAUAUUUAUUAUUGCCCAUGCCUUGCCUUCCCCCCCCACCCCAUCCUUAGCUUGUGCUUGGAGGAAACCCCACAGCCGGGAACAAGGCUCCAGAAGCCAAGACCAAGCCUGAAGCUCCCUCAGCCUCGCCUUGGCUUCCAGGGAGAAGUUCACUGAAAAAUGACCUUCUGGCCUCUUGUUUAUCCAGAGAAGACAACUCAGCGGGGCAGUGGGGAUCUUCUAUGCACCAAAGCUGCUUCUGAAGCGGAAAAUAGCCGAGCUCUCGGUGUUUCAUGCUGCCUUAUUUAUAUGAAAGGAAGAAUUAAAUUCUUGCAAGGAGUAGAAACUGG
Molecule: messenger RNA, 3995 nt
Organism: Mirounga angustirostris (Northern elephant seal)
Lineage: Eukaryota; Metazoa; Chordata; Mammalia; Carnivora; Phocidae
Gene: ITPRIP
Product: inositol 1,4,5-trisphosphate receptor interacting protein
Exons: 2
Coding region: 238-1896 (552 amino acids)
Cellular component (GO): membrane
Molecular function (GO): protein kinase inhibitor activity
Source: RefSeq, a predicted model, not a curated record